Lathyrus oleraceus (garden pea) is the source of this 2713-nucleotide messenger RNA. RefSeq lists its product as uncharacterized. The transcript has 6 exons. The record is from RefSeq and is a predicted model, not a curated record. Lineage: Eukaryota; Viridiplantae; Streptophyta; Magnoliopsida; Fabales; Fabaceae. Gene Ontology annotation, biological process: transposition. Bases 222 to 2492 code for a protein of 756 amino acids.
GGUUUCAUACUUCUCAUUCUUUUUAAUAUUCUUUUUUAUAAAAUAAAAAGCCAUACCUUUCCCGGUAAAACGAAACCCUAAUUCUCCUCCGCAUUCGCAAUUCUCUCUUACUUCAGUUCCCAACUUCUGGAAUCCGCAGUUGAAUUCAUUCUUCUCAGACUAAAAUUUCCGAUCCUUGGCACUGUUUAUGUCAUCGAAGUAUUUUUGCAGCUGAUCUGAAAAUGGAACAGCCGGAACAUCGGGCAUGGAUGUAUAAUCGGCGUACUGUUGGUCGAAAAGGGUUUACACCUGAAUUUUUGCAAGGCCUCAAAGAGUUUCUCAAUUUCGCUUGUCAACAACCACAAUGUUUGAAUGAGGGUGUAAUAAGUUGUCCGUGUAAGCUAUGUAAAAAUGAGAGAUGCCUAACUCCGAAGGGAGUGAAUGCUCAUGUUCGUCAAAAAGGGUUUACACCCGGAUAUUGGUAUUGGACAUCCCAUGGAGAAGAAGUUCCUCAAAUGAAUUUUGAUGUUGAUAUGGACUCAAAUGCAUUUCCUUACAGUAGUCAAGAAGAUAUUGGGUUUGAUGAUGCUGAUCUUAAUGACCAAAAUUUUGUACAAAAUGAAGGGGUGCCUCCAAAUGUGGAAGCAACUGAGAUGUAUGAUAUGUUGAAUUCGACUAAUCAACCUUUAUUACGGCCAGGGUACAAAAAUACAUCAAACUUGUCUGCUGCUAUUACAAUGUUGAAUUUACGAUCUAAACACAACAUGUCACAAGAUUGUUUCAAUGACGUGUUAAAGUUAAUGGGAGAGUCAAACCACAAUGGGAAUGUAAUUCCUUCAAAUUCUAGGGAUACAGAGAGAACAAUGCAGCCUGCUAAAAUGUCAAGAAAAAAGAAACGUGCAGAAACCCAUGCUCCCUUGAUAAUUCCUUCAAAUGCUAGCAAUACAAAGAAAACUCUGCAGCCAGCUAAAAUGUUAAGAAAAAAGAAAUCUGCACAAACCCGUGCUCUGUUGGUAAGUCCAUCUGAUACCCUUCAAAUUUUUUCUAACGGAGCUACUCAACCUCCAUCUCGAACUAAACCUCGAACUAAACUUAAACGACCUCCACCCACUAAACCACUAAACCUUUGUGCGCAACCCCAACCCACUCAAUCAUGUCCUCAACUUCGCCCGCGACCCCAACCCACUCCACCCACUCAACCUCAACUUCGCCCGCGACCCCAGCCCACUCCACCCACUCAACCUCAACUCCACAUGCAACCUCAAUCCACACCACUCAAUCAACCUCAACUCAGCAUGCAACCUCAAUCCACUCCACCUCGACCUCAACCUCAAUCGGUGACACCUCGGUCUGAACCUCACCCUGUCAUAUCUCAAACCAUUCCUACCCAAGUCCUUCGAUGGCAAGAAUUUUCAACAGUCAACUUAACUUCGAACAAAAUCCCUAUACUUCCAGAAGGAGAUGGGUUUGAUCAACACACCUUGGUAGUUAAGGCAAUAGGUUCAAUCAUACGUACUUACUUGGCUGAGGGAAUACCAUCGUGGAAGCAGAUAUCUAAAAAGCAACGAGAUUCGUGGUUUGAUAUAUUUAAAUCAAUGUUUACAUGGCCACCUGAACAUAAAGACCUGGUGCGACGUAACUUUGAGAAAAGGGGUUCAGCUAAAAUGGUUCAAUUAAUGCAAGAUGCUCGAAGAAAUUUAGAUCACAAACCAAUUUGGAUGGAAGAGUGUGUGUGGGCACAGUUGAAGGCACAUUGGGAGACCUCAAAAUACAAGAGAAUAUCUGAAAUAAAUAAAAGAAAUUCGGAGGCUAUGGCUGAUGCUUCUCUUCACACUGGUGGAUCAAUUCCUCAUCGUUUGCAUUGGAAACGAAUGAAGGAGGCAAAUGGGACAGAUCCAUCCAUGGCUGAGUUUUAUUUUCGUACGCAUCGAAAGAAGGAUCAAAGUUGGGUGGGUCCAUCUGCAGAGUCUGCUUAUAAGAAAUUUGAACAAAGAAAAUUGGAAUUAUCUUCACAGUUUGAUUCAGGAGAGAAUAGUGGCGAUAAUCAACAAUCCAUAGAAAUGCCAUGUGACUUGGAUAUAUGGGUAGAUUCAAUUGGACAUAAAAAGGGAAGGGUUUUUGGUCUCGGAUCUGUUACCAAAACAUUGGUUCCAUCUGUUAGGCCUCCUGGAAAUUCAGGAGAUGUCAAUGCUUUAAGAAGUCAGAUUCAUGCACUUAGCGAGUCGUUGCAUAAACAUGAACAAGAGAAACUAGAAAUGGAACAAGAGAAACUAGAAAUGAAACAAGAGUUGACGGAGACUAGAAAACAAGUAGCGGCUUUAAUGCAACAUCUAGGAUUUGCUGGCUAUGAACAAGAGAAACUAGAAAUGAAACAAGAGUUGAUGGAGACUAGAAAACAAGUAGCGGCUUUAAUGCAACAUCUAAGAUUUGCUGGCUCUUCUUCCCGUCCAUUUUCAUUAUCUCAAAACAGCAAUGAUACUGAUAAUGGUGAUGAUGGUACUGAUAUGGAGUAGGACUGUAUCUGUUUUUUAGGACUUGAGUUAGUUAAUUUUUUGCAUAAGUUAGUUUGGACUUAAGUUAGUAUAACAUUUUGCUACAAAAGUGUUAUGUGACAUGUCUUAUGUAUUACUCGGAUGCUUUACUGGGUAAAAGUAAAUAUACCUGCGAAUUACUUGUGAAAUUUCUUUUGAAUUCGUCUCAAAUUUGCAAGUAAAAUUCUUUUGACUUGGGCCAA